Musca domestica (house fly) is the source of this 1503-nucleotide messenger RNA. RefSeq lists its product as uncharacterized. The coding region runs from base 1 to 1503 and encodes 500 amino acids. The transcript has a single exon. Lineage: Eukaryota; Metazoa; Arthropoda; Insecta; Diptera; Muscidae. The record is from RefSeq and is a predicted model, not a curated record. Gene Ontology annotation, molecular function: zinc ion binding; nucleic acid binding.
AUGGCGACGAGUGAACCAAAACCGCGUGGCAAUUUUCAAAUGGAGCCAUUUGAUGAAAAGGCUACAACCUGGAAUCGUUGGGUGAAAAGAUUUGAGACGGCGUUGGCGAUUUUUGGUACGAGCGAGGCGAUGAAGGCUAAAUAUCUAUUACAUUUCAUGGGUACAGAGGCUUAUAAUAAGCUAUGUGACAAGGCUUUACCCUUGAUACCAGAGGAAUUGCAGUAUGAUAAUAUUUGUGAAUUGCUGGAGAAGCAUUAUAACCCUAAACCCAAUGAAAUAUUUUUGAACUUUAAAUUCCACUCACGUAAGCAAGAACCUACAGAAUCCGCCGCAGAAUAUUUAGUGGCUUUGAGACAUCUAGCAACGGGCUGUGGAUUUGGUGAAUACCUGGACAAAGCACUGAGGAACCAGUUUGUGUACGGCAUAGGGAACAGAAAGAUUCAAGGCCGGUUAUUGGAAAAGGACGAUUUAACAUUAGAUGAUGCAAUACAUUUGGCAAACAUGUUUGAACAAGCUGAAAAGGGGUUCCAGGAAAUGAAUAAGCAGCAAGAAGCCGUUGACAUGGUGAAUAUGAGAAAGACAAAAGAGAGGGAGAAAAGAGUCAGAGAGACAGAACAAAGAGCGAGAUCGAAACUGAAUACAAACUGUGACAGAUGUGGCAGCAGUAAGCAUAAUUCAAACGAUUGCCGUCACAUAAAUUCUGUAUGCAAUUUUUGCAGAAAGAGAGGCCACUUAAGGCGUGUGUGUUUUAAAGCAAGAUCUACAAUGAAACAAAUAUCUGACGGCGAAGUCAGUGGAAAGGAGGACUCAGAGCAAGAAGUGUGUAAGAUGGAAAGUAAUGGACAGAGCCCCAGCAUACGGGAUAAAAUUCUAUGUACAUUGGAAGUAAAUGAUCGUAAUAUCACAUUUGAAGUUGACACGGGAGCGCCGGUCACCAUCAUAAGUCUUGCCGAUGCGUACAAAUAUUUUUCGAAGAAAAUACGAAUUCAUGAACCAGAUUUGGAACUCUAUAGUUAUUGCAAGACGCCUAUAGAUUGCGCGGGAUACAUAUGGGUGAAAGUAAGAGCCAAAGACAUAACAAAAGUCAAAAUGUAUUUAGUACGGGCCAAUCGGAAACCAUUGCUGGGAAGAGAGUGGCUGCGGUUAGUUAAAUUAGACUGGCUGAAGAUGUUAAAAGGAAAGAGUGUGUCAUCGGUAAGCGUAAACAAAAUUCAGGAGUCGGCGAAUUUGGAAGGUCAGUUAAGGAGUAUCUUGGAGAAAUAUCCAAAUUUAUUUUCGAAGUCAGUGGGCAAAAUUAGGGGGUUUCAGGCGCGUUUGAAUAUUAAAACCGAUGCUGUUCCGAAAUGUAUGAAGGCGCGACGAGUACCUUUUCCACUGUUGCAGAGAGUGGAAGAUGAAUUAGAUGACCAAGUAAAAGCUGGAUUAUUGGAAAAAGUGGAACGUAGCGAGUGGGCUACACCAAUCGUGGUGGUCAGAAAGAAAGAUAACGAUAAGUCCGGAUAA